AUGUCGAUCGCACCAGCAUCACUCAAACAUAUCACAGCCAUGUCGUUCGAGUUUGCGCCACUGAGCACGUCUCAAGCUUCUCGUUCCAUGCGGUUGCUUCUCGCCCGUCUUCCCACCAAACCACCGAUGCCAGGAAUGGAUCUACCAGAUGUCACGACCAAGACAGUGCCAAACGCGGUACAGCAAAAGAUUGAAAUCACAUACAAGAACAAGCAGAAACUUGUUCUGGAUCACAUUGCUUCCAAAACGAGGUUGUCCGAUCUAGUCAAGAAGAUCGAGGAACCUGCACGAGCACUCCGUCUGAAAGAAGAGGGUCUCUAA
This is a messenger RNA of Mycosarcoma maydis (corn smut), 321 nucleotides long. RefSeq lists its product as uncharacterized. NCBI's taxonomy places the organism in Eukaryota, Fungi, Basidiomycota, Ustilaginomycetes, Ustilaginales. The record is from RefSeq and is a predicted model, not a curated record. Bases 1 to 321 code for a protein of 106 amino acids. The transcript has 2 exons.